Molecule: messenger RNA, 1284 nt
Organism: Aspergillus tanneri
Lineage: Eukaryota; Fungi; Ascomycota; Eurotiomycetes; Eurotiales; Aspergillaceae
Exons: 3
Coding region: 1-1284 (427 amino acids)
Biological process (GO): transmembrane transport
Cellular component (GO): fungal-type vacuole membrane
Molecular function (GO): transmembrane transporter activity
Source: RefSeq, a predicted model, not a curated record
AUGACCAAGCACGAACAUGAACCAGCUCAGGCUCGCGGGAGAGGUGACCAAGCUACCAACAUUACCUCGGCCGCCGCUGUACUCCCGCCUCCUGAUGGCGGAUUUCAUGCCUGGGCCCAGGUUGUCUCUGGUCAUCUGGUUGUAGCUCUGACCUGGGGGUACGCUGCCAGUUUCGGGGUGUUUCAGAGCCACUAUGAGUCUACCUUGCCUCAGAGUCCGUCCGACAUCUCCUGGAUCGGUGGUUUCCAGGUAUUCUGUCUAUUAUUCAUCUCGACACUCUCCGGUCGCGCAACAGAUGCGGGGAUGGCAAGGACAGUAGUGGCUGCUGGCGCAGUCCUGCUGGGUUUGGGCACCUUCAUGACUAGUCUCGCGACAGAAUACUGGCAGAUCUUUCUGGCCCAGGGGCUCUGUAUUGGUCUUGGGCAGGGCCUCAUGUGGUUGCCCAGUGUGACGUUGAUCUCGACGUAUUUUAUGCGCCUGCGUGUCUUUGCUGUGACGACUGCGGCCACGGGUACGAGUACAGGAGGCAUCAUUUUCCCAGCAAUGAUUCAGUACCUCAUCCCAAAGAUCGGAUUUCCGUGGGCAGUGCGGUGCAUGGGGUUUGUUGUCCUUGCCAUGUCAGCAGCCACCCUCGCCCUUCUGCGUCCGAGAUUGCCACCACGAAAGUCGGGACCGCUGGUCGAGUUGAGCGCGUUCAAAGAGCCUGCGUACAUGCUUUUCACCUUUGGCGUUUUCCUCCUAUACUGGACCCUGUAUUUUGCUUUCUUCUACAUCCAGGUCUAUGCGACAGAGGUGUUGGGGAUCUCCGAAGAAUCCGGUGCGACAUUGAUAAUCAUCAUUAACGCCCUCGGUAUUCCCGUCCGAGCCCCCCUCGGAUACUUGGCCGAUCGCUACAUUGGUCCGCUCAACUGCCUCAUUCCUUGCGUGGCCCUUUGUGGCAUUCUGAUAUUUGCCUGGGCCGCCGUGCAUACCACGGUCGAGCUGUACGUCUUCGCGGUGUUCUAUGGACUAGCAUCGGCAGCAGCUAUGGCCUUGUUUGUUGGGACAGUGCCCUCGUUGACGAAAGACCUUGAUAAGAUUGGCACGAGAGUUGGCAUGGCCCUUACCAUUAUGAGCUUUGGCCCGUUGACUGGGCCCUCUGUGGCGGGGACAUUGAUAGCGCGCACCGGUGGGGAGUACCUGGCUGCGCAGAUGUGGGCAGGAGCCGCGUUGAUCGUGGCGGUCCUCGCUCUGGUCGGAGCACGACUGAUCAUUUCGGGACCACGUGUUCUGGCAAAGCUUUGA